AUGGCGACGCACAACAUUGUGGUGUUUGCUGGCGACCACUGCGGUCCUGAGGUCGUCGCUGAGGCUGUCAAGAUCCUUAAGACGAUCGAGGCCAACAGCCCCUCGGCCGGCAAGUUCAACCUGCAGGAGCACCUCCUCGGCGGUGCCUCCAUCGACGCUACUGGCUCCCCGCUCACCGACGAGGCCCUCGCCGCCGCCAACGGAGCCGAUGCCGUCCUCCUCGGCGCCAUCGGCGGCCCGAAAUGGGGCACUGGCGCCGUCCGCCCGGAACAGGGCCUCCUCAAGCUUCGCAAGGAGAUGGGCACCUACGGUAACCUCCGCCCCUGCAGCUUCGCCUCCGAGGCCCUCGUCGACUUCUCUCCCCUCAAGGCCGAGGUCUGCCGCGGCACCGACAUGGUCAUCGUCCGCGAGCUGACGGGCGGCAUCUACUUUGGCGAGCGCAAGGAGGACACGGGCGACGGCAAAGCGUGGGACACCGAGCCCUACUCGCGCGAGGAGGUCGAGCGCAUCGGCCGCCUGGCCGGCUUCCUCGCCAUUGCCCGCGGCGAGAAGACGGUGUGGAGCUUGGACAAGGCCAACGUGCUGGCGACGAGCCGCCUGUGGCGCAAGGUCAUCACAGAGCUGUUUGAGCGCGAGUUCCCCCAGCUCAAGAUUGAGCACCAGCUCAUCGACUCGGCCGCCAUGCUGCUCGUCAAGAGCCCCCGCGCCCUCAACGGCGUCGUCGUCACGAGCAACCUGUUUGGCGACAUUAUCUCUGACGAGGCGAGCGUCAUCCCUGGUAGCAUCGGCCUGCUGCCCAGUGCCAGCCUGAGCGGCAUCCCCGACGGCAAGGGCAAGUGCAACGGCAUCUACGAGCCCAUCCACGGCUCCGCCCCCGACAUCUCCGGCAAGGGCAUCGUCAACCCCAUCGGCACCAUCCUCUCCGUCGCCAUGAUGCUGCGCUACUCCCUCAACCUGCCCAAGGAGGCCCAGGCGGUCGAGGACGCUGUCAAGGCUGUCAUUGACAACGGCGUGAGAACAAAGGACCUCGGCGGCAGCGCCGGCACUAAGGAGGUCGGUGACGCCAUCGUUGCGGAGCUGGCCAAGGCCCUGAAGGCAUGA
This is a messenger RNA of Colletotrichum higginsianum IMI 349063, 1101 nucleotides long. RefSeq names its product 3-isopropylmalate dehydrogenase. Gene Ontology annotation, molecular function: NAD binding; magnesium ion binding; 3-isopropylmalate dehydrogenase activity. The coding region runs from base 1 to 1101 and encodes 366 amino acids. The record is from RefSeq and is a predicted model, not a curated record. Gene Ontology annotation, biological process: L-leucine biosynthetic process. Lineage: Eukaryota; Fungi; Ascomycota; Sordariomycetes; Glomerellales; Glomerellaceae. The transcript is spliced from 5 exons. Gene Ontology annotation, cellular component: cytosol.